This is a messenger RNA of Malus domestica (apple), 1147 nucleotides long. NCBI's taxonomy places the organism in Eukaryota, Viridiplantae, Streptophyta, Magnoliopsida, Rosales, Rosaceae. The record is from RefSeq and is a predicted model, not a curated record.
CUCAUCAUUUCAUGAAGGCAUAUUCUGAUUUUUUUUUUUUUUUUUUUGCAUUGAUGCACAUGCACGAUGCAAAAUGAUUUGUUUUCUUUAGGAAAAUAAAAAAUAAAUACAAAAGAAAACAUUUGAUUUUUUAUAUGCAUUUAUAUAAGAAAACGAAGAGACCACGAAUUGGCCAAUCCAUCAACAAUUACGGGAUCUCACACUCCCUCUCGGAAGUCGGACCUCCUUCUAAUACGGCAUCGUCGGGAGUACCGUCCGCUCAGUAGAAGUAGAUGAGGCUGUUGAGGAGGAUAGCGGGGUUUCUAGGGUUUGCCAAGGACGACGGGCCCGAAGUCAAAGACAACGAGGAGGAAGACGAAGACGAUGAUCAAGCCCACAAUCGGCCCCACUUUCAAGAAACUGGGCUUCCCCGCAAAGGCUUCAGCGUUCCCCGCCAAGUCGUCGUUGAUCGGAACCUACCCGGUCCCGUCCUCGUUCCUUGCCGCUCCGGCGACGGCGGUGUCCAGCUCGUACUUUGGAUCAUAUUUAUCUCCAUGGCUGGAGCGAAGCAGAUAACGUUACUCAACUCCUAUUAUCUCUGCAUCCAGGGUCUAAAAUGGCAUGCAAAGAGACUCAGGAUAGACGAGGAUGGAGAUGUAGCAGACGAGUUCCUUGAUGAGGUCUUCCCAGGGAUGUCAAUCAGUACAGAAAAUAAUAGGGCAUUACCAAGGUUUGAAGUGAAACACAAUACCAAGCCAGCUAAAGUGAAGACUCAGGCCUUGCAUGAUGGGAAAAUCAGACAGCGCGUGGAAUACCGGGGUACAUCACAGUGGAGAUGAAGACUUCUAGAACAGAUUAUCAAGUCCAGGGAGUUUUUAAUAUAAUUUUAGCGGUCUUUUAACUUUUGAGUGAAUUUGUCAUCCGUGUUCUGGUGCGGACUAGAAAUGUGGAGGACUAUGUCCCAUUAUAUUAAUACCUAAGGUUUACGGUUUGAAAACUGGUUGGUUCCUUAAGGUUUUGGGUUGUACUGAUGGUUGGCAACAGAGCAUCUUGGACCUGUCUUCAUGGACUUGCAUGUAGGAGUUGAGUGUAAACAUUUCGUAUAAUUCAGUAAUAUACACUAGUAGUGGUAAUGCUAAUUCUGUGUUCUGGUGUUUUCUGUGAUCAA